AUGCCGUUCAUCAUCCUCCGCAUCUCCAUGAGCCACCAUCUGCAAUCCAAAUCAUCAUCCCCCAUCAUGAAACCUAUCUGGCCCGCCACAGUCACCUACCCCCAUUAUCAUUUCCGCACCAUAGAACCACACCGCCUACCUCCAAAGAUCCCCAACUCCAAUCCAUCUCCUCACCGUCCGUCCCCAAUCCAAUACAUUCACAACAAUCAUCACGACGUUCCUCCUCCGGGAAGGACUCCGUCCAUCACGACUGCCUCGAAUGACCAUCGCCGCCCCCUCCCGAACAUCCUCCCAACUCAAUCUGUAACCCUCCCAUCUCGCCCCGCGCCCGAUCCGCUCACAUACCCAUCCAUGCCAUUCCUCCAAUCGAAUCAUCCAGCACCCAUCCCGCAUCCGACACCAUCGUGCGCCCAGCUCUGCAAACCAAUCAUCCCUACGCCCGAGUCAUUUGCGCCGCGCAAUACAAUCGCGGCCCUCCAUAAUCGCCCUCCUCCAUUCUCCGGCCCAACCGCAGGCUCAUCCAUUCCGCCACUCCAGACACCCAUUCGCCACCGCCUACUGCUAUCUCUCCUGCGCAUCUACGCGUAUAACCAUUCCCCGCACGCCACACACUUGUCCCGCCCUAUCCUCGUUCAAUCGCCCCUAAUCCCCGCCAUGGGUCCCUCCACCUCCCCAACCCAAUGCCUCCGAUCUUCCCUGAAACUCGUAUCCCCUCUCGCAAAUCUUGCUGGCCCACAUGUCACUUAA
Molecule: messenger RNA, 747 nt
Organism: Dicrocoelium dendriticum
Lineage: Eukaryota; Metazoa; Platyhelminthes; Trematoda; Plagiorchiida; Dicrocoeliidae
Source: the annotation of a GenBank genome assembly